This is a messenger RNA of Anisakis simplex (herring worm), 294 nucleotides long. NCBI's taxonomy places the organism in Eukaryota, Metazoa, Nematoda, Chromadorea, Rhabditida, Anisakidae. The record is from the annotation of a GenBank genome assembly.
AUGUGCAGUGGUAGUGGUGGCUGGUUAAUGAAGCAACAGCUGAACAACUACGGUUAUGCGUCGUCGUCGUCAUUGAACAGUGUCCCGUCUUCAGCAAUUAAUCUCCUACAACAACCAAAAUAUUUCGAUUGUAUUUCAUCGUCCCCUAUUGCAAGAAGCGAGUUCGAACAACGUCAAGACGCUGUCAGGUAUAUUCAUUCAUUCAGUUACCAUGUAGUUCAGCUGCAUGUGAAGGAGACGCAUCUAAUGGCCUUGGCUUCAGCUCAGAUUUGCGUAUUGAGCUUGAGUGCGUGA